AUGUUACGCCGACAAGAUCGCCGACUUCUGCAGGAUUCAAAAGUCAUCCCUACAGAUCAUGUCGCUGCCCAACACCAUCUGCUCGUUAUGGACUUGAAAAUCUCCCGUCCAAGGAAGAGACAUCCAAGGACUGAAACACAGCGCAUCAAAUGGUGGAAUCUGAAGGAUCGAAAGGAGGUAUUUUUCGCGUCCGUGGCUCCAUCUACACUUCCCCACCCUACUCGUAGUGUGGAGGAAAUGUGGUUGUCUACUUCCAGCGUUAUACGCUUGACCGCGGAAAACACUCUGGGAAAGACGACUCUAGGUAAGCCAAAGGUACAAAAGGCUACGUGGUUUUGGAACGAGGAAGUUCAGGCGGCAAUUCGUGAGAAGAAGUCCAAGUAUAAGCUCUGGUGGAGGACGCGUCAGCCUGAAGAUCGGGGUGCUUACCUAGCGGCGAAGAGGGAGGCUAAGAAGGCAGUCUCCAAGGCGAAGUCGGACCGCUACAAGGCUGUGUACGACAUGCUUGAUACCAGAGAAGGCGAGCGGGCAGUGUAUCGUUUAGUCAGAGCACGUCAUCGCUCAACGUUGGAUAUGGAGCACACCAAGAUCGUUAAGGGAGCUGAUGGAGCCGUUCUGCGCCGCUCUGGUCAGAUCCUGGAGAGGUGGCGAGAGUACUACAAUCACUUGUGUAACGAAGAGUUCUGUCAUCCUCCCAUCCCAACCGUUCCCAGCGUCGAGGGUCCUGUUCUACCAAUUACUGCCGUCGAAGUCAGUGCUGCCCUCGCAAAAAUGAAGUCGAACAAGGCAACCGGUCCUGAUGACAUACCUGUUGAUAUCUGGAAGCUGCUAGGAGAUCGAGGGUCCAUGUGGCUCGCAACUCUAUUUAACAAGAUCGUUGCAGAAGGACGGACUCCAGACGUUUGGCAAACUUCCGUGACCGUGCCUGUCUGGAAAGGGAAAGGAGACAUUGCUGACUGCACCUCGUACAGGCCUAUACGACUGCUCUGCCAUACGAUGAAGAUUUUUGAGCGUGUCCUGGAAGCUCGUCUGAGGAAAAUUGUUAGCGUUUCACUCAACCAGUGCGGUUUUGUGAAGGACUGCAGCACUAUAGAUGCUAUCCAUGCUGUCCGAAUCCUCCUGGAGAAACAUCGAGAGAAGAACCGCAGUGUGCAUCUUGCUUUUCUCGAUCUCGAGAAAGCUUUCGACCGUGUCCCACAUGAGCUGUUAUGGAUGUCCAUGAGGUCGCAUAGAGUACCAGAAGAAUAUGUGAGGUGGACGAAGCUGCUUUAUGCGAAGCCUACCAGCGUUGUACGAUGUGCUGUUGGAACAAGCAGGCCAUUCCCUGUACGAGUAGGGGUUCAUCAGGGUUCAUCCCUCUCACCUCUGCUGUUCAUACUGUGCAUGGACACGAUAACGAAGGAAAUCCAGAAGCAGCAUCCGUGGACUCUACUCUUUGCCGACGAUGUCAUGCUCGCGUCGGAGUCUCGAGAUGAUCUUCAGAAACAAGUGCAGUCUUGGAAGGAUCAGCUGCAGCAAUAUGGAUUGCGCCUCAACACAUCAAAAACUGAGUACAUGGAGUGCGGACCAAGGAUAGAGGAUGGUUCAAUUCGUGUUGAUGGCACCGAAUUAAACAAGGUGAACUGCUUCAAGUACCUUGGAUCCAAAGUGACUUCCACAGGCGACAUUGAUCAAGAAGGUCGAGCACGUGUUAAUGCUGCAUGGAUGAAAUGGAAAAUGGCAACAGGGGUACUGUGCGACAAGAAAGUCCCUGUUCGACUGAAGUCGAAGAUCUACAGGACGGUAGUGCGUCCUGUUGCCCUUUACGGAUGCGAGUGCUGGCCGACAACGAAAGCCUUGGAAAGAGUGCUGCACGCUAUGGAGAUGCGGAUGUUGAGGUGGACGAUAGGUGUGACGCUAAAAGAGAAAGUAUCCAACGACACUGUGCGCUCCAUCUUCGGUGUCGUCCCGAUAACUGAGAAGAUGAAGGAGGCGCGACUGAGAUGGUUUGGUCACGUAUUGCGGCGGGAGGAAGAUUCUGUUGCCAAAACCGCUCUGAAGCUCGACGUUUCAGGAGUGAGGCCGCGCGGGAGGCCAAAGAUUCGCUGGUUAGACCGUGUGAAGCUGGAUAUGAUAGAUGCACGUUUGUGUACGGCUGAUGCAAUGGAUAGAACCAAAUGGAAGACAAGAAGCAGAAAAGCGGACCCUGCAACAACGCGGGACAAACGCUAG
Messenger RNA from Necator americanus (New World hookworm), 2211 nucleotides. RefSeq lists its product as uncharacterized. The transcript has a single exon. Lineage: Eukaryota; Metazoa; Nematoda; Chromadorea; Rhabditida; Ancylostomatidae. Bases 1 to 2211 code for a protein of 736 amino acids. The record is from RefSeq and is a predicted model, not a curated record.